UUGAAAGACAGGUUUAGAGGAAACCCUAUCCAUCAAAGCGUCCCGGAGACGCGUUGCAAAAGGAGGAAUGUUAUUAUAAAACAGAAUCGUGAUAACGGAGCCUAAACGCAUUCUGCUCCUUUUGGGGUUUUUUUUUCCAUUUGUUUUAACGUUCAAUUAAAUUAGUAGUAAAUUAGUUUUAAUUUUAAUGUCAGUCCAAAAAGAUUCCACGUCAAACGGAUCUCCCUUCUCACAAGAAUAAAACUAUUUAAUUCACUUAGUUAUAAGCCAUUCCUAUUUUAAAAAAGGCAUGGCGUGGAAGGUCGGGCUCGUGCUGCUUAUGUGCUGGGGCUUCACCUCCAGCAAGCCCCACGAGGAACUACAGAGCUCCACAGAAUCGCCACCUGCGGACCUGAACAUGGUACCAUUGGAAACUUUGGAUUUCGGCUUCGUUCCGGAGGUGGGAUACGAAACGCAGACCCUCUAUGAGCCAGGAGCAAUCGGAAGUCUUUUUCAGUUGGUUCAUGCGUUUCUGUACAUGGUUCAACCCAAUCCUUUUCCAAAAGAUUUCAUUGUAAAGAUUUUGCAACAAAACUUGAGAGGAUUUAAUCCAGCUGAGCUCCAAAAGCCUGAGAACAUUGUUCUAACACUACAGGUGCUUUAUUAUGAGUUGGGCUUCCUUGUGCUGGUCAUGCUCGGUGUGCUGUUUGUGCUGCUUAUGCCACUGCUGGGCUGUUGCUUCUGCCUGUGCCGUUGCUGUGGGAACUGUGGCGGCGAGCUACACCAGCGGCACCGCAAGAAUGCCGACUGCUGGCGGAGCUUCCAUGCCACUUCACUUCUCCUCUCUUCCAUCUUCAUCGCACUGGGGGUACUGAUUGCCUAUACAGCAAACCACAAUAUCAGCACCAAAAUCAAAACCACAAGGCAUAUUGUCAACACCAACAUAAGAGACCUAAAAUUAUUUGCCAACUAUACACCAACGCAAAUAGAUUACCUGACUGCUCAAUACACAACAGCCAAGAAUAAGGUUCUUUCAGACCUAGACAAUAUUGGGCCUUUGUUGGGUGGACGGAUACGCAGACAGCUGGAAAAAGAAGUGGUGCCUGCUUUAGAUAAAGCUCUGCACAUGACUGGAGCUAUGCGGGAGACACGGGAGGCACUGGAGAGUCUGAGUGCGUCUGUGGAGGUGUUGCAAGAGGACACAGGGCAUCUUCAGAGGGCUCUGCAGUCCGAGCGCAUCUCACUCACCACCACGCUUAGCGAUCCCGCUUGCGAGCGGGGUGAGAUGGCCCGCACCUGCAACACCAUCCGGGCUGCACUGGGCCAGCUAGCCCUCAACUCCGACUUCAGAGGGCUACCUGAUAUCAACACCCAGCUAUCCAAGCUGGAAACGGUGAUGAAGACUGACCUCAGCUACAUCAUACAGAAGGGUUACUCUGCCUUUAACGACAUUCCAAGGGUAGUGAGCGAGCAGACAAAAGGUGUUAAUCCCAGAGUAAAGGCUUUGUUGGAUAAGUCAGGUGCAGAGAUAGUUAACUUUGUUAAGAUGUUCCCAGUGGAACCAGCUGUGGACAACUUCACCAAGUUCCUCGCAGAAGGCCAGAAGAAAAUUGAAGCAUACUACCCACAGAUUGACCAGCUCGACUUCUACCGAUGGGUAGGCUGCGUUGCUCUGUGCUGUGUGCUGGUGCUCAUCUUGGCCUUCAAUCUCCUGGGCUUGCUGUGCGGGACGUGUGGCUAUGAUAAGAAUGCUACACCCACCACGCGUGGCUGCCUGUCUAACAAUGGUGGCAACCUCCUCAUGGCAGGUGUUGGCAUAAGCUUCAUCUUUUCCUGGGUUCUCAUGGGAGUUGUGGUCCCCAUAUUUUUCACUGGGGGCAACAUGGAGAAGCUUGUAUGUGAACCACUGGGCAGUGCACAGCUGUUUGAGGUCAUAGACACGCCAUACCUGGUCCACCCUGGCAAAAAAAACUUCCUUCCUGGAUUGCUGUUUCAAGACCCUGAAAUUGACCUUACCAUGGGCAGCCUGUACAGAGACUGUUACAAGAAUAAUGGCAUCUAUGCAGCACUGCAUCUGGAGAACAAAUUCAGCUUCAGCAAGUUUAUCAACACCACAGUGUUUAAUGAUGAGCUCACUGAGAUAUUUGAAGGACUGAAUGUGGACCUGCAAGGUAUAAUAUUACUGGAGCAAGAAGGCAAAGACAACCUCAUCAACUUUGCUAACACAGGCCUCGGAGAGAUCAACUACCAGGCAUACCUCUCAGUGGUAAAUAAAGGAGUGACUGCUGGGGAUCUUCUCUCAUUCACAAAUGAACUGGAGACUCAAGCAGACCAGCUGCCCCGUGGCGCUCUGGCCAAUGCCCUGAGAGGUCAUGCCAGCAGCAUCCGACAUAUCCAUAAAACUCAAGUAGUACCCAAGGAGCAAGCUAUGAGUUCACUAAGUCAAAGUAUCAGGUUACUGCAGACCACCUCUAAAGAACUUCCUUCUAAGGUGACAAACGUGCUGAGUGCCAUUGAAGCCGUGGAGUAUCUUAUCACCAGCAACGCCACCCAUAUAGUGAAACAGGAGACUGAUAAAUACGUUAAGAACAUGUUGGGAUACUUCAGACAAUACACUCACUGGGUCCAACAUUCGUUAACAACAGAUGUAGCUCAGUGCAAACCCAUCAGCAACAUCAUAGACUCACUUGAAAUCAUUGGCUGCAGAUUCAUAAUAGACUCAGUGAACACAAUCUGGUUUGGUCUGGGUGGCUGUUCUUUGUUCCUUAUUCCCAGUAUCAUAACGUCUGUCAAACUCGCCAAAUUCUAUCGCAGGAUGGACACCGAGGACGUUUUAGAUGACUAUCCUUCAUAUGACACAAUGACACGGUACCCUCCGGCCUCUGCGCCGCCGAGACAGCUUGACUGGUGACACAUGCAAGCACAUGCACACAUUUACAUGCCAGGGACAUCCAACCCAGUUCAGUGCAAACAGUGGUCCUGAAACCUGGAGCUAGACCAGCCAUUAAGAAAAAGAAGAUAGGAGAUAAAGGGGAAUAACAAGGAUGGCUUCUGUAAAACCAACUUACACCACCUCCUAAAACUGUGACCUAUGGAAAACCUGAUUCUGUCACUGUAAUACGGUCUUGAUUUUAAAAUCAGUGAAAGACAACUGUAGUAGUUUCAGCCAUUUUAUAUUUCACUCCUGAAUGCUGGUUAUGUGGGCAUUAGUACUUAUAAUAGUGCUGAAACUUCCUGACCAUGAAUUUGUUUAAGACCUAUAGCUGUUUUUCAGAUUGUUCCUUCCCGGAAUGUUUCUGGAACAUUUGUACUUUUGCUAAUACUAAUUUUAUAAACCAUUUCUUUUAGUAAUUUUCAUUCAAAAAUGCGUAGAGUUGCUGAUCAUUUUGCAAGGAGCUUUCAGUAGACUAGCUUUUAUUAGGUUGGUUUUCUCGUAACAAAAUGUAAGUUUAACAUUAAUAGGCAAAGGUGUCGCAGAUCAAAGCUUAAUGUGAAAGUAUGGAAGAGAGAUUUCUAUGACUGGCAGCUGAGUUAUAUCUGGCUCCUAUAAUUCAGAGCAUAUAUAUAAAAGGUGUGUUAUAAUUGUUGUGCGUAGUCAGGUCCUUCUAAGCAAAAAAAAGUCGGUGAAAAAUAGUAUAAAAAUUUCAUAAAUAAUGGAAAAUAAAAAAUCCUUCACAUUG
Molecule: messenger RNA, 3659 nt
Organism: Electrophorus electricus (electric eel)
Lineage: Eukaryota; Metazoa; Chordata; Actinopteri; Gymnotiformes; Gymnotidae
Source: RefSeq, a predicted model, not a curated record